Molecule: messenger RNA, 1875 nt
Organism: Aureobasidium namibiae CBS 147.97
Lineage: Eukaryota; Fungi; Ascomycota; Dothideomycetes; Dothideales; Saccotheciaceae
Exons: 3
Coding region: 1-1875 (624 amino acids)
Biological process (GO): interstrand cross-link repair; double-strand break repair via nonhomologous end joining; protection from non-homologous end joining at telomere
Molecular function (GO): damaged DNA binding; 5'-3' DNA exonuclease activity
Source: RefSeq, a predicted model, not a curated record
AUGUCGACCUUUGACGGUAUAGUGAGGGAAUUUCCCUACAUCCGCAUCGAUAAUUUCACAAAUUACCCGGAUGAACCGCCUCCGCUCGCCUGUUUCCUCAGCCAUGUCCACAGUGACCACUUGAAAGGACUCGAGUCGUUCAAGUCGACGUUCGUAUAUUGCACCGCACAAACCCGCGAGCUACUUCUUCGCUUGGAAAAGUAUCCUCACCGCAUGAACUUUGCGAGAGGCAUCCUAGAGUCGAGAAAGCAGACAUAUCGUCGACUCAAGAAUCAUAUCAAACCAAUACCUCUCGAGACACCGACUGAAAUCGAAUUGGCCCCUGGACAGUCUAUUCGUGUAACUCUUUUCGACGCAAAUCACUGCCUUGGAUCAUGUAUGUUCCUUAUAGAAGGCAACAAUCAAGCCAUUCUCUAUACUGGUGAUCUUCGAUCAGAGUCCUGGUGGGUGAACAAUCUCAUACGAAAUCCUGUCCUUAUACCAUACACCAAAGGUACGCAGCGACUCGAUAACAUAUACCUUGACACCACCUUCACGAACAGUGAUGCUUUGGAGUAUGAGAUGCCCUCAAAAGCCCAAGGCUUGAGCGAACUGAUCCACAAAGCAUCCCAAUAUCCUCCAGACACCACCUUCUAUCUGAACACGUGGACCUUUGGUUACGAGGAGGCUUGGAUUGCACUUGCAGCUGCUCUGAAGACCCGAGUACACCUCGAUGAUUAUCGCUGGCGGUUAUACUUUUCACAAAGAGAUGAACCCACUUGCUAUGGACCGCAGACUGCGCCUUUGGUGGGCUACAGACUCGGCAACCACGAGCAUCCUGGAUGUCUGACAAACUCUUUGGAAGGCGUGCGAAUCCACAGCUGCGAAAAGGGUACCCGCUGUAAGGUGUUUCAAAAUCCAAACGUGGUAUGGAUCAUACCGAUAAUAGCUCGACACAAAGGCUAUGAGAUUGCCGAGAUGGGAGCUGGUGGAGGUCAGGGUGAUUUGAACCAGACACAUUCUCUUGAACUAUACGACCAAGCCAGCGUUCAGCAACUGCUGCUCAUCUGCAAUAGAGCGCUUCAAGCCCAGCCCGAGCUCAAAGGACCAAUGAAAGAAUGGUUCAUGGCACUAAUGAAGAGCGGCAAAGAAUCUAUCGACCUCGAUCUUGAGAUUCUGCGUGAGGAAGUCGAGAUCACCAGUCAAGACGGCAAGCCGGAUGAUGAAUUUGACAUGGAUAACUUGCCUAUUGACAAGCUGAUACCGGCACUCACAAGAUUGAUCACUGGGAAGGCCAAUCAGGAGGCAGAGAAUCGUGUCAAAAAGCAACGACAGAUUACAUUCCCAUUCUCUCGCCAUUCAUCCUAUCUGGAGCUUCGUGAGCUUGUACAAGCCUUGAGACCAAAAGAUAUAUACCCUUGUACUGUCGACAGGUAUACUUAUACCUCAGACAUAUCGAUGGAGAUGCUGUUCGGAGAUCUUUGCUCGGCCAACAUAUUCCAGGCAGACAAGGAGCUUCACGCAGAACUGGGCAUAAAAAACGUAGACGCGGACGAAUCUCAAAGAAGCACGCCAUCACCUUCGAAGGAUAGAUCAGUAUCGCCAGCCCCAAAUUCCAUCAAACCAGUGAUCGCUCUUGCACAAUCAGAGCAGUGUACUCGGUCGGAGGCGAGCAGAGCACCUACAAAUCGCAGCUCGUCAACGAUAAGGCCUGAGACGCCACGCAAACGAGCGAGGAUAUCAAGUUCCAGACAGAGCAGGACCCCAAGCAGUACUAAGAGCGAGAAAGCACGCAUGGAAGCAAUGUACAAUGCAGCGCUGAGCCAGAAAUGGGAGAAAGGGUUCUUUACCAGCGUGGACGGUUAUCACAAUCAGGAGCCAGAGAAGGAGCUAUGA